Molecule: messenger RNA, 1086 nt
Organism: Monoraphidium neglectum
Lineage: Eukaryota; Viridiplantae; Chlorophyta; Chlorophyceae; Sphaeropleales; Selenastraceae
Product: cystathionine beta-synthase
Exons: 6
Coding region: 1-1086 (361 amino acids)
Cellular component (GO): cytoplasm
Molecular function (GO): cysteine synthase activity; L-cysteine desulfhydrase activity
Source: RefSeq, a predicted model, not a curated record
AUGCACUCAUCGUCCCCCACCCACCCCUGCUGCCUUCGCUCCGUUCCCCUGCCGCUGGCGUCUGCCGCAGGCGGCCGCAUCUUUGAGGCCACGGCCGGCAACACGGGCCUCGCGCUGGCGCUGGUCGCGGCGCGGCGCGGGUACCGGCUGACAGUCGUGGUGCCUGACAAGAUGAGCGACGAGAAGAUCGCCUCGCUGCGCAGCAUGGGCGCGGAGGUUGUGCUGACCAGGAGCGACGUCGGGAAGGGUCACCCCGAGUACUACCAGGACCUGGCAGAGCGCCUGGCCAGGGAGGCACAGGAGGAGACCGGGGAACCGGCGGUGUUCAUCAACCAGUUUGCAAACCCGGCCAACCCCGCGGCGCACUUCGAGGGCACCGGGCCGGAGAUCUGGCAGCAGAUGGGCGGCCGCGUCGACGCCUUUGUCGCCGGCGUCGGCUCCGGCGGCACGCUCGCCGGCGUCGGCGCAUUCCUGCGCGCCCGCAACCCCGCCGUCGAGCUCGUCCUCGCGGACCCGGACGGCUCGAUCCUCGCGCCGCUCGUGAAGUCGGGGUCCUGCGGCGCCGCGGGCUCGUGGCUGGUCGAAGGCAUCGGCGAGGACUUCGUGCCCUCGAACCUGGACCUGAAAAUCGUGUCGUCCGCAUACACAGUGUCGGACGCCGAGGCGUUUGCAGCUGCCCGGCAGCUGCUGCUGCUGGAGGGCGUGCUCGCGGGCGGCAGCGCGGGCGCGCUGCUGGCCGCGGCGCUGCGGUACUGCCGGGAGCAGACGGCGCCGAAGCGGGUGGUGACCAUCGUGUGCGACGCGGGCAGCAGGUACCUGUCCAAGCAGUUCAACGACCACUGGAUGGCUGAGAACGGCCUGGUGCCGCGCGCCAAGACGGGGGACGUGCGGGACCUCAUAGCGCGGCGCCACCUGGAGGGGGAGGACAUCUGGGCCAACCCCGAGUUGCCCGUGGACCAGGCCAUCCGCAGGGAGCAAGGGCGUGGCACGGCGCUGAAGACGCCCUCCGCGCGCGAAAAGGCUGCGACGGCCUUGGGAUCAUGGGCAGGCAGAGGGGGGGCCCAAACACGCCCGCCGCGCGCCUAG